Homarus americanus (American lobster) is the source of this 1573-nucleotide messenger RNA. RefSeq names its product cell adhesion molecule 3-like. The transcript is spliced from 7 exons. Lineage: Eukaryota; Metazoa; Arthropoda; Malacostraca; Decapoda; Nephropidae. The record is from RefSeq and is a predicted model, not a curated record. Bases 309 to 1160 code for a protein of 283 amino acids.
UUGUUGACCCAGCUGUGGGAGGACACAGAGGUGCUGCUGAUGAUCGUGUACAUAGAUCCCUCAAGUGAUCUCGUCUCCCCCACAUCACCAAAGGCUCCUAGGCGUUUGUGCGUUAAAUUUGACCCUUGGAUUGAGUCAACGCUUCGACCAUCACGCCAAAGCUGAAGAAGCGUGAACAACACACCUGGGCUCACGGGAGAAGUUCUGGCCGGGGAUGAGUGACUGAAACUUACAGAGAGACCAAAACCUCUUGAGGGAGAUUGUGGCUGUAGGAGUGGGUGUUGGGGGAGAUCGUCUCCAGCACCAUCAUGGUAGUCCUCAGACGAGUGUUGGUGACUCUCCUGUUGCACCACUUAGUAGCAGGCACAGAAACAGAAGUAACUCACCUGGUAGUACCUAGGUUCGCUACAGCUGGUGAGGAGGUGGUGUUAGAGUGUUACCAUAAUGUACCUGAGGACCGCCUGUAUCAGAUUAACUGGUACCAGAACGCCAGAAAAAUCUUGAGGUUUUUACCCCAUACAAGACUUAAACUCAAGGUUCCAGAUCCUAACAUCAGUGUCAAUCUGGAACAGUCGACGGGCCAGCGGCUGGUACUCAAACACGUCCAACUGAGCUCCACCGGUUUGUACAAGUGUACGGUGGUGACACAAGGUCCAGAUUAUGUGAUCUACACCAAAGCUCUUCCCAUGACUGUUUUACAGGACACACCUCGUAUCUACGGGAGGCAGGACGAGUACCACAUAGGAGACACCGCCCAACUCAGCUGUGUCUCGGCCAUGUCCACACCACCUGCCGAACUUACCUGGUACAUCAACGAUAACCGGUGGCAGGCUCCCCAGAAGUACAUCACUGAAUCUGAGUCCAAGUUGGCUAUCACACGUAAAGGACUGAGCUUCAAUGUCUCAUGUAAACACUUCCUCGAUGGUGAGAUGAACCUGCGAUGCUCCGUCAAAAUCUUCAGUAUAGACUCCAAGCCCGUGCAACAGACCAUCGACACGCAGAUCACUUACACUAUCCCUACUACUGAAUGUGUAGACGGUGGGUCAGACAGCGGCAGCAACACCCACAGUGAAGAACCGCAUUACCUGGUGGUGGUGUUGGUGGUGACAGUGAUGAUGUUGGCGUGCAUGUUGGAGAUGUUGAUGGCGGCUACACCCUGAGUCUCCAACACCUCCCCACCAUUCUUCACCCCUCCCCCCCAACACACACAAACACACACACGUACAGAAAUAAACGUAAUAAAUCCCCCUCCAAAAUGAACAGAAUGAUAAAAUAUUAAUAUAGUUACCACGGUGUAAAAAUCACUUCAGAUGGAACAUGCAGCAAUAUGUCGAGGAGUUAAUAUUAUGGUCCUGUAGUUUUGUUUUUCGUGUCUGAACUUGAAUUUUUUUUUUUUUAUUAAUUUUAUUAUUGUUGGUAAUGUAAAUGUCUUGAUAAUCUUUAUUGUGUAGUUGUCCCUUUUUAAAUACUUACCUACUGCCUGAAAUACUACAAUAAAUAACAAGAGAUUAUUAUUUAUAUGUUUUCCUUACGUACUGUAUCCCAUUUUAUGUUAUGUCAGUACACUUAAGAC